AUGUCUCUUCAAAAUCAUAAAUUAAAUAACAACAAUGCGAGCGAGAAUAUGUCACAAACGCCGUCAUCGAAUGAAAGCAAUCUGUUAGAGAAGGAAAUUAAUUUGAAUGACUUUUUGGAUUUUUUAAAUUUAUCUUGUCAUGUAAAUGACAUGAUUUCUGAAAAUAGUGAAUUUCAGCAGCAACAACAAACGCAAGCGAAAAACGACGCAAGUCAAUUGACCAAAUUGUCAGGGCGGCCAUCGAAUAAAUCUCUUAAUAUUGAGAAGACGCUAGACUUCGACAAAUUGAAGAAGAAUCGCUUAUUAAACGAUUUAUACGGAGGUCAGCGUAAUGCCCGAACAAUCGCUGACAAUUAUAUCAACGGUGCUAGCACCCAUGGUACAUGUAGUAAUCGCGCUUGUAUUAAUAGUGUUGCAACCAGUAGUGGAACUGCUGGUCAAAAUUGUAAUUGUAGUACUAAAUACUCUGGCCAAUCUCGGGUAUGUGGGCGUACGGUUAAAUCUCCAACAAAUGUAGCUGAUGGAAAUUUACAAUCAAAAUUAAAUGACAAGUUAGACACCAUACUCAACGAGGGUAUGCUUGAUUCUGUGCUACCUUUCAUUUGCCCGAUUCCACUUCCGAACAAUUAUACAAACCGUUUAAAGCCUAAAGGCAAAAGUGACAGAGACAAAUCCCUCCUCACGUCGGUGACAGUGCUUCCAGGUGGGAGCGAGGGAUCCACAUCGGAAUUAAAUUUAGCGAUCGAUUCGCCAAAGUCCAGAAAUGCAAAGCGGAAAACGAGCGCAUCACUCAGUAAACCAGAAAGUCCAUCGAAGGAAGCGGAGGUUAUUAUCCAUGUGUGCGAUGAAGUAAAAAACACAUCCAGGGACUUUGCGUGCCCUCAGACCUUGCUCAUUAGUAAGAUGGGCUAUUUUGCCAAUGUCACGGCUGGCCAAAAUUUAGACGAUAUAGACAUUUCCGUUCACUGCGAUAUACAGAUAUUCGAUUGGCUUAUGAAAUGGAUGAAAUUUUCCGCCGAACCCCUCACUUCAAAUUCAACAUCCCCCAACGAUAAUAUCAGACCAUUCGAAAGUCAACCGCAACUAAGCCUAGCUAAUGUAGUGCCCAUAUUGGUGUCGGCUAGUUUUUUACAGAUGGAACCUUUAUUGUUGGACUGCUUGAGCUAUUGUCACGCCAAUUUAGAUGAGGUGGUGAAGGCGAGUCAUAACUUGUCGUGUUUAAAUGAUACGAUAGUGACGCGCUUGGCAGCUAUGUUUACUAAUGUCGAAUUGGAAAUGGUUCAAGACAAAAAGGAGCGUUUAGCCCCGCGUCUGUGGAUUAAGCUUAUACAAAGCCUUUGUGAGAGCGAACCGGAAGCUUUAAGGGGUCAUCACUAUACAUUGGCCGGUCUAUUUCGCUGUACAAAAUGUCAUAAAUAUUUAACCAAUACGAUGAAAUCUUAUGUAAGCUGUAUACCAAGCAAUGUGCGCUUGAAUCGUUGGGGUCAAGUUAUAAGCCAUCAUACACGUGAUUCUAGUUGGGAUUUAAGCUCUUACAUAACCCAAUUGUUUAAGGAAGUGAAAUCGUGGAGAUUAGUUUAUUGGAAAUUAUGGGGUCAUGCCCACUAUUUGUAUUGUUGUCUUUGCGAAACAUAUUUUCCCGUUCAUCAGAUGUGCUGGUGUCGUUAUCAUCCCGAAUCGCCCAUUUUUCUUGGACCUAUUGUUGAAGGUCGUAUGAGUGGUCCAGCUGGACGUUACGCUUGCUGUGGUCAACAAGUUUUUCGUUUCGAGACUUUAAUAACACAAAAUGGUUGCCAAUUUCGCGAUCAUAGCGUGUUGGUCGAAACUGACCGUGAACGUUCUAUACUUGCUAUAUAUCAAUUGGCUUCUGAAAACUGCGCUUUAGGUGAUCAUCCGCCUUGGAAGUUAAAGGAAAUCGCUGCGACCGGGCAAUGUGAACCACGUUGGGUGGGAAUGUCGUUAUUGCCGCAACGUCGUCGCCAGGGGUUACUGCCUACUUUAAAUCCCGCUGGAUCUAAUUCCCAUUUAUUUCGGCGCGCAACGGCUUCAAACUUUUUUUUUGAUUCUAGCACCGAAUCGGAAAGUCUAGACUCCAACGAGCAGCAGCAAUUGAAAAAGAAACAAACAGAUCAACGAAGUCAUCUAAGUAGCUUGUCUACCAUCUCUUCAACAAGUAGCGAUGGCUACGAAUCAUCAGAUACUUCGAAAGGACAAAAGCUAGGGAACUUUAAAUCAGGAAAGAAAAACAAAAGUUCUGAACUAUCUGGUCGCCAAUGGUCCGGUGAAUUGUCUGCACGCAGCAAUCAAGAUCAUCAACGCGAAUAUGAGGAGAAAGUUAUGAAACAACUUAUGGAUCUUGUGGAAAAGAAAACUAAUACAGAAGCGAAACAGAAUUAUGUCGUAAAACCAUUAGGCGGUACUUAUAUACGGUUAGAGCAAGAUUGGAAAGAUAGCGUUAAACAACGUAUGGGAGCAUUGGGUGUUAGCGCCAGCUCAGUAGCAUUUGGCAUUUGUGGCAGCAGCUCGAGUAGCACUUCACUGGCACUAAAACCGUCAAGGUCGAAAAACUCAGCUCUAAGUUCUGCAAGUCAAGCAAGUGGUAUUACAUAUUACGAUCGUACAAAUCAACAGUAA
Messenger RNA from Glossina fuscipes, 2634 nucleotides. RefSeq lists its product as uncharacterized. Lineage: Eukaryota; Metazoa; Arthropoda; Insecta; Diptera; Glossinidae. The coding region runs from base 1 to 2634 and encodes 877 amino acids. The record is from RefSeq and is a predicted model, not a curated record. The transcript has 8 exons.